GUGAAGGAACACACGGCUGGUAAUUUAGGACGGACUGCUACUCAUGAAGUGCGCAUGCGAAUAACACAAAAUAAACCGAUGAUUGCGAUGUAAUACGUACUGAAGUCAUCUACAAUGUCGGACGAAGGAGAAGAGGACAGGCAAAAGUCAUUCAAGCUGUUGGGGAUAAUUGACGUUCAGAACACUCCGUGUGCACGAGACUCCGUGCUCCAUGGUGCAGGAGGGUCCCUUGUCGCAGGGUUGGGACACUUUUUAGUAACAAGUCGAGUCAAAAGGUCUUUUGACUUUGGUGCUGCGGGAUUCUUGCUGACAACUCUUGGAUCUUGGUUCUACUGUAGGUAUAGUAAUGCUAGGCUUCGUAUGCAGCAGAAAGUUAUCCAGGAUGGAAUAAAAAACAAAGUUAUAUAUGAAGGAACCAGUCUAGAUCCCUCCCGGAAAUCAGAUGAAGGCCCAGGCUGAAGCUCAUGAUGUCGCUCUCUGACCCAGAGAAUUAUUCAGAUCCUUUUCCAGCCUUUCAGUUCACCUGAACGGACACACCAGAAACGAUGGGAAAUUGUUUUUGCCAGUUUUUUUGUAACUGUGUGAUGAAUCAGUUUUAAUGUGUUUGUUAUUAUGAUUUGUAUUUUAAAAUAAAUUUGUACAAGCAUG
This is a messenger RNA of Anguilla anguilla (European eel), 648 nucleotides long. RefSeq names its product cytochrome c oxidase assembly protein COX20, mitochondrial. The record is from RefSeq and is a predicted model, not a curated record. Gene Ontology annotation, biological process: mitochondrial respiratory chain complex IV assembly. Bases 115 to 459 code for a protein of 114 amino acids. Lineage: Eukaryota; Metazoa; Chordata; Actinopteri; Anguilliformes; Anguillidae. The transcript has 4 exons. Gene Ontology annotation, cellular component: mitochondrial inner membrane; mitochondrion.